GAUACAUUCGUCUGGAAACGUUUGUAUUGUUUCGGGAAUAUGUUCACGAAACAUAUAAAGAUCGCGCAAUUAGUGCUUUUGUACUGUGUCGUCGCACAAAGUUACGUACCUGAAAAUAGAUCGCUGACCGAAGAUGCCACGUCCUUUCAAGACUUGUGUGACGAUAUUGUUGAAAGAAAUGGAACCCAAAGACUUAAAUUGAUGAACAAUCUAUAUUCUUUCUUCUGGUUAUCAUAUACAUGGAGUAGGUCUAUACCCCAUCAUUCAAACACCAGAGGGAGGAGAUUUUUGAAUGAGCAUCCACUGAAAGAUCAAUCUUCAGUGCCCGUAGAAAAACGUGACAGUAGAAUUGAAGAUCAAAGGAUAACCGCCGACGAAAUCAUAAACCACGUUAAAUCGAUCGUAAUGGAGUCAAAGAGACUUCAGGACGUUGCAAAGAAUGCUGUUAUUAAUUCCUCUCAAAACUUGUCCCAACAUACCGAAAUGACCCUAUUAUGGUUCGUAAUAAAGAUAUAUCAAUGGACCUCCGAUGUAAUGGUCCUAAAUACUAUCGGUAAUUCAUUUGCAGAGAAAAUUUUAAAACUUCCAGAGAGAUGUAUACUGCUCCCUAUGACUAACUACACAUUGCAAGAUCGUAUAGUAAGCUCCUCCGAUAUCAUAAAUAUCAUUAAAAUGAUCGAAGACCAGUUACAUGAAGAAUCAGAGGAAUUAUACGAGAAAAAGAAAUUAUGGAGAAUGACCGGAGCCCUCGUAAAGAAUAUUAAAUCGAUCGUAUUUGAAUUAAACGAGAAACUACAUUCUCAGAAAAAUGGAAUAUCGUUUGGUCUCAAUAACAGGCUAUGCGACCUUCAAUUGCUUGCAUAUAAAUGGGUCCUUAAUAUACGUUAUCCGAAUAUCCGCAAGAAAUCCAUUAAGAAGUCCCGGCCUCCACUGGAAGAUAGGUCUUCAUUUUCCAUGGAAAAAAAUGACAAUGGACCGACAGAUCAGGACACCGCAGAUGUCGUGGAGGAUAAGUCGUCGACGACCAAGGGCAAUGAUACUAAAAGAGUAUGCAAAUUCAAACGAAACAUACGUCUCACACUAGAAAUGCAAUUAUUCAUUUUCUCACGGAUAGCACUUGGGUCGUUCUUUUAUGAGUACGAUUCAAAUACCACUAGAAAGACAAGAUCUGUCAAUGACUUUCAGCUUUCACUGGAUGAUCAAUCUUUCUCAUUGCCCAUGGAAGAGAGCGAACUGGAAGAUGAGGAAAUAACCAUCAAGGAUUUCAUGGACAACCUUAAAUUGACUAAACGUCAACUAAACGAAAACUUAAAGAUAUUCGAGAAAACUACAAUGGACGCUGAUAACGAUUUCUUCCAAAAAUUAUGGAAUGUCAAAAAUCACAAACAUGUCAAAAGAUCCAACUUUUUCAACAGAUAUAGAACAAAUUUCAUCCGAUUAAAGUACAUAUUAACGAUAUAUCGGUGGAUCUCUAAUAUGAUAAUUUACAAUCUCCUUAGCAAAACGUCUCUUAGUAACAUCUAUCCACAUCUACAGAAAUGCCAACAUACGUUUCCUAUGAAAAAUCAACUAGAUGAUGAAUUUGACAGAAUGAGUGAUGAUAUCAUUUUUCUCACCAAUUUGCUCCCGAUAAUUAACAAUUAA
Messenger RNA from Mycetomoellerius zeteki, 1644 nucleotides. RefSeq lists its product as uncharacterized. The coding region runs from base 40 to 1644 and encodes 534 amino acids. The transcript has 7 exons. The record is from RefSeq and is a predicted model, not a curated record. Lineage: Eukaryota; Metazoa; Arthropoda; Insecta; Hymenoptera; Formicidae.